AUGGCCCCUGCGCUGGCCACCAGUUUCCAUGGGAUUUUACGUAGCACAGCGGCAGGGAUAAAAGCUGGCAGUAUCUGUGUAGCCUGCCCUUACUCCCCAACCAUUCCUUAUACCCCAGCUUUCAUGACAGCCGAAGAUGCUACCUCCAGUGUUCCGAGCAAAUGUGGCUCCUCAGCCCUCCAAAUGGGGCCUCAAAAAAAAGCCUCCUCAUCCGAUCUGCUUGUCUCCCACGGACGCCACUUUGGUCGAACAGUCUUCGCGCUCUGCAAUUACCCUUCCUUACUCACCAACGAUUCUUAUCCCGGCCUCCUUGAGCGACUCAAAGAUGGUUCAGAGGAGGAAAUCCUUCAUGUUGGAGAGCUUAUUGGCAAAGGAGCCGCAGGCGCCAGAGGCGAUCACACAAAGACAUUGAAAUCUGCGGUCCUUGAUUGGAUCUCCCCCAGGGGUGAAGCAAUACAGCCUCCAUUACAUAGGAACUCCAAGAUCGACCGCGGUUUCAACCAUGAACUCACCGGAUCUCUCCUCUGUCCUGCCGGGUUAGACUGGAAUAACCCUCGGAUGAAAGAGAACCUCCGAAGUGGUGAAAUGGUGAUCUGCGGGGACCAAUGGCCAAUUUUUUUGUACGCCAACCGCGUUUAUGACCCUGAAGACCCAUGGUGCGGUCUUCUCAGGAGCCACUUGCUAAUAUAUGCCUACAAACAUGUUUUCACGUCUCCAAGUUCGGUUGACAGGGAGCCGAAAGCCACACGAUCCGGAAACGCUCGCCUCCAUGGCAUGAAUUCGGUCACAAUAGCUUCCUUGGCUUAUAUCGCAACUCAGGUGCGAUUUGCCCUAAGCUCGUCCUCGGUGUUCUCGCGGACCGACACAACAACCGACUCGGAAACAUUUUACCAUAGUCUCCUUGACCUCUUGGAAGACCCGGAGGAAUGUCAGGAGGUUGAUGACCUGCUGACUUGGUGGAACCACCAAGUUUUUCCCGCCUCCUCUGCUGCCAAGAGACCUAUCAGCGCUAACAGCGCCUUAUCCAGGAUCUGA
Molecule: messenger RNA, 1035 nt
Organism: Suillus clintonianus
Lineage: Eukaryota; Fungi; Basidiomycota; Agaricomycetes; Boletales; Suillaceae
Exons: 8
Coding region: 1-1035 (344 amino acids)
Source: RefSeq, a predicted model, not a curated record